This is a messenger RNA of Salmo salar (Atlantic salmon), 1603 nucleotides long. RefSeq names its product gamma-crystallin S-1-like. Gene Ontology annotation, biological process: visual perception; lens development in camera-type eye. NCBI's taxonomy places the organism in Eukaryota, Metazoa, Chordata, Actinopteri, Salmoniformes, Salmonidae. Gene Ontology annotation, molecular function: structural constituent of eye lens. The record is from RefSeq and is a predicted model, not a curated record.
UCUGACACAUAAAAGGCUCUGGGACGAGGACAGGCCUGUCCUAUUGACCUACACAGUCAUGAUGGGUAAGAUCAUCUUUUACGAGGGCAGGAAUUUUGAGGGACGCCACUAUGAGUGCAGUGGUGACUGCGCUGACAUGCACUCCCACUUCUCCCGUUGUAACUCCAUCCGGGUGGACAGUGGGUGCUGGGUGGCCUAUGAGAAGUCUAACUAUUCUGGGUACCAGUAUAUGCUGACAAGAGGGAAGUACCCCGACCACCACCGCUGGUCCGGCUUCAACGACUGCAUCCGCUCCUGUCGCAUCAUCCCUGCUUAUAAUGGAAACUACAGGAUGAAGAUCUUUGAGAGAUCAGACUUUGGGGGCAAGAUGAUGGAGUUGAGCGAUGACUGUCCCAACCUGCAGGACCGCUUCCACCUGAGAGACAUCUCAUCCUGCAAUGUCAUGGAGGGCUACUGGAUCCUUCAUGAGCACCCCAACUACAGGGGUCGUCAGUACUUCCUACGCCCUGGCGAGUACAACAAGCACAGCGAUUGGGGCAGCAUGAGCUCCACCAGUGGCUCAGUGCGUCGCGUCAUAGAGCUGAAGCAAACCAACCAAUAAAGCAGUCUCUAGAUCUCUCUCCAGCCAGGCUAGAUCUCUCUAAAAGCCUGUAGAAUUCUGUACAGGGGUUGACAAAAUGAGUCAAUCUCAACAUAUGGUUGGUGUCAGGGAAUAAGGAGAUUGUCCUUUAAUAAUUAGUAUCACUGGAUGAUAAUAUGACUGGGCUGGAGUAAGAAAGCAGUGUCUUGGAAUCCUGGUGUAGUUGUACAAAGAGCAUUUAGAAGGCUUUAUGCAGACAGAAGUGCAUUUACACACACCCUCCGCUCACAUUGAAUAAUAAACCAGUGGAUGGUAGGAUGGAACAGUAUAUUUAAUUGUGUCCCUAAUGCAGCGGCAAAGACAGUUGCAACUUCUUCCAACUGUGGAGCCUGCUUAAAUUGUUGUGGUGUUUUAACAAUAUUCUGACCUCCUAAAUCGAAACACAUGAAUUUGUGUCUGAGGCAAAAUCACUUUGUUAACUUGUCAAUGUAACACUUGUCAUGGAAAUUGCCACCAGGGACUCAAAAGUCAAACUUGAAUGAAUCAUUCUUUAUUAUCAGAAAGCUGGAGAGGUCACAGUCAAACUUAGAUGCAUAAAGUACCGGUCUGAAGUGAGCUCUUUUCGGGGCAGUCCUUUAAGUUCUCUUAUAUACUGCUUACACAGACAAGCUACUGUAUAUAGGCAUGGUUCAUAGGCUUGGUUCCUGCAUGUGUCUGGUACCGGGUCCUAUCUUAACUUAUAGAACAUUCUGACAAAAGGUCUGAGGAGGGGGUCAUGACCAUCUCCCACUCAUAUCUCUACCAAGCACCCACAGGAACCAAUGAUUGUAUGAGACAAGAUGUACAAUUCAAGGCUGUCUCCAGACUAUGCAUUUAUCCUCCACAUUUCCUUACUUUUAUCACUUAUAUGAUAAUAAUCGUUACAAAUUUAAUGAGAAACACUUUCAAACCCUUCAUUCUGGGUAAAACAAUCUAAUUAGUAUGGUAAUACUAUCAUCAUAAUAAAGGUUAAACUUCUAUUAA